ACCCGAUGGACCCCGGCGGGGCCGCCAUUUUGGAGUCUUCCCAAAGGAACUUGUGUUGGCUAUUCGCGCCCCGGCCGCCGCUGCCUGCCGUCUCUCUGGGCAGAAUGAAUGUGAUAGACCACGUGCGGGACAUGGCGGCCGCGGGGCUGCACUCCAACGUGCGGCUGCUCAGCAGCUUGUUACUUACCAUGAGUAAUAACAACCCUGAGCUGUUCUCCCCAUCUCAGAAGUACCAGCUUUUGGUGUAUCAUGCAGAUUCUCUCUUUCAUGAUAAGGAAUAUCGGAAUGCCGUGAGUAAAUAUUCCAUGGCUUUACAGCAGAAGAAAGCUCUAAGUAAAACUUCAAAAGUGAGACCUUCUACUGGAAAUUCUGCCUCGACUCCGCAAAGUCAGUGUCUUCCAUCUGAAAUUGAAGUAAAAUACAAAAUGGCUGAAUGUUAUACAAUGCUAAAACAAGAUAAAGAUGCGAUUGCUAUACUUGAUGGGAUCCCUUCAAGGCAAAGAACUCCUAAAAUAAAUAUGAUGCUGGCAAAUCUGUACAAGAAGGCUGGUCAGGAGCGCCCAUCAGUCACCAGCUAUAAGGAAGUGUUGAGGCAGUGCCCGUUAGCUCUUGAUGCUAUUCUCGGUUUGCUGUCCCUUUCUGUUAAAGGUGCAGAGGUGGCAUCAAUGACAAUGAAUGUGAUCCAGACUGUGCCUAACUUGGAUUGGCUCUCUGUGUGGAUCAAAGCAUAUGCUUUUGUGCACACUGGUGACAACUCAAGAGCAAUCAAUACCAUCUGUUCACUAGAGAAAAAGUCCUUGUUGCGAGAUAAUGUGGACCUCCUGGGAAGCUUGGCAGAUCUGUACUUCAGAGCUGGAGACAAUAAAAAUUCUGUCCUGAAGUUUGAACAGGCACAGAUGUUGGAUCCUUAUCUGAUAAAAGCCCCUGCCUUUCUAGGAAUGGAUGUGUAUGGCUACCUCCUGGCACGAGAAGGGCGGCUAGAGGACGUGGAGAACCUUGGAUGCCGCCUUUUUAAUAUUUCUGAUCAGCAUGCAGAACCCUGGGUAGUCUCUGGGUGUCAUAGUUUCUAUAGCAAACGAUACUCUCGGGCUCUCUAUUUAGGAGCUAAGGCCAUUCAGCUGAAUAGUAAUAGUGUUCAGGCUUUGCUACUUAAGGGAGCAGCGCUAAGGAACAUGGGCAGAGUUCAAGAAGCAAUAAUCCACUUUCGAGAGGCUAUACGGCUUGCACCUUGUCGCUUAGAUUGUUAUGAAGGUCUCAUUGAAUGUUACUUGGCCUCCAACAGCAUUCGUGAAGCAAUGGUAAUGGCUAACAAUGUUUACAAAACUCUAGGAGCAAAUGCACAGACCCUUACUCUGUUGGCUACUGUUUGUCUGGAAGACCCAGUGACACAAGAGAAAGCUAAAACUUUAUUAGAUAAAGCCUUGACUCAAAGGCCUGAUUACAUUAAAGCUGUGGUGAAAAAAGCUGAACUGCUUAGUAGAGAACAGAAAUAUGAAGAUGGAAUUGCUUUGCUGAGGAAUGCACUAGCUAACCAGAGUGACUGUGUCCUGCAUCGGAUCUUAGGUGAUUUCCUUGUAGCUGUCAAUGAGUAUCAGGAAGCAAUGGACCAGUAUAGUAUAGCACUAAGUUUGGACCCCAAUGACCAGAAGUCUCUAGAGGGGAUGCAGAAGAUGGAGAAGGAGGAGAGUCCUACGGAUGCCACUCAGGAGGAGGAUGUGGACGACAUGGAAGGGAGUGGGGAAGAAGGGGACCUGGAGGGCAGCGACAGUGAGGCGGCCCAGUGGGCUGACCAGGAGCAGUGGUUCGGCAUGCAGUGAGGCAGGCGCAGCUCCGUGGCCACACUGGCCUGCCCUGUUCUGAGUACUCCUGUGGACUGAAGGAACCGUAGGAGCCUGCUCACUGGGAGGACAGUGAUUCAGCAUGUGAUUGCAGCAGGGCUUUCUACUCUUUUUAGUAGUGAGUUCAUUUUUUUAAAACUGAGCUUGACCAGCCUUCCAUAUAUCUCCAUCGUCCCCUGCUCCACGCAGACACCCUGGGAGACCUGCAGACACAUUAGUGCUUCUGGGACAGUGUUUUUGCUUUGUGUCUAUAUAUAACUGAUUUCUAAACCUUAAAGCUUGAGGAAUAGACUUGUUUGUUUGUUUGUUUGUGGAUGGAUUUAAAGGAGUGAUCUACCACCCAGAGGGAAAGUGUUGCCUCUCAAGUCGGACAGCAGUACAGGCCAGCCAUUUCAGAGAAGGCUUCCUGUUUUUAGGAACCUUGUCCGGGCCUGUUCAAACUUCCCAUGUAUCUUUGCUUCCUUCUGCACUGUUAGUAAUGCCUUAAGGUGACACUUGCUAUUUUGCAGAAUGAUUUUCCUAAUUGCUAAUCUGGUAACUUGCCUUUGAGCCUGAGCUGGAUAUGAGAAACAGGUAGAGCAUGAACAGGUGCACUUGGGGGUAAUUAAUAAAACUUGCACAGUGAA
This is a messenger RNA of Erinaceus europaeus (western European hedgehog), 2464 nucleotides long. RefSeq names its product anaphase promoting complex subunit 7 (gene ANAPC7). Gene Ontology annotation, molecular function: protein binding. The record is from RefSeq and is a predicted model, not a curated record. The transcript is spliced from 11 exons. Lineage: Eukaryota; Metazoa; Chordata; Mammalia; Eulipotyphla; Erinaceidae. Gene Ontology annotation, biological process: cell division. Bases 6 to 1817 code for a protein of 603 amino acids.